GGGACUCAGGGAAGAUUAAUUGCUGUCUCAUUAUAUAAGCGGCUAAGCUCAUCUACUAAAAAUAUUCAAAGAUAUUAUCAACUAUCAAGUACCAGUACCAUUUCUUUCUUUACUAUUUUUUCUUUGAGGAUUUUAAUCCCUCCUUACUUUCACAUAAAAAGAGAGAGAGAGAGAGAAAGAAGGCAUAGACUAGAGAGAACAUACGAGUCCAAUAGAGAAGUAAAGUGCCAUAAAAAACGACAGGACGCAUCACGCUACGAAUGGAAUCUGCGUUUCCUUUUUUCCUUAUUUUCGUGGCACGGAAAGCUUCGAGUUAAAGAGCAUCAAUCCAAAUCAAAAUCCCUAGCUGGUUUUCUUCCGAUUCGAAGAGAACGCGCUCUGAAACAGCGCAUUUCCAAUGGCGUUUUGGUGGCCGUUGCUCGUUUUAGCAUUCGCUUACGGUAUUUGUAGGUUCCUUCUCAUGCUCAUUCCUCCUAAGGUUCCUUCCAUCGACGUUGACACUUCCGAUGUGUUAGACGAUGGAAACCAAGCGCAGGAGAACAGUUUCAUAUAUGUACCUCCGAGGGGAACAUCGCAGCAAUCAGGCAAGAUAGUUCAGUGCUACGAGCCUGCAACUAUGAAAUAUUUGGGAUAUGUUCCUGCAUUGACGCGUGAUGAGGUCAAAGACCGAGUGGCAAAAGUAAGGAAGGCGCAAAAAAUGUGGGCAAAGUCCAGCUUCAAGCAAAGACGCCUAUUUUUGCGUAUACUUUUAAAGUAUAUAAUUAAACAUCAAGCGCUUAUAUGCGAAAUAUCUUCGCGUGAUACUGGAAAGACAAUGGUAGAUGCCUCUUUAGGAGAAAUAAUGACAACAUGUGAGAAGAUCAAUUGGCUACUGUCAGAGGGUGAGCAGUGGUUAAAGCCUGAAUACCGGUCUUCUGGAAGAUCAAUGCUUCAUAAGAGAGCUAAAGUAGAAUUUCAUCCCCUUGGUGUUAUUGGAGCCAUUGUUUCAUGGAAUUAUCCCUUCCACAAUAUUUUUAAUCCUAUGCUGGCUGCAAUUUUUUCUGGAAACGGUAUUGUGAUUAAGAUAUCAGAACAUGCAAGUUGGUCUGGAUGCUUCUACUUCCGGAUCAUCCAAUCAGCCCUUGCUGCCAUAGGAGCUCCAGAGGACCUUGUUGAGGUGAUAACAGGGUUUGCUGAAACAGGAGAAGCAUUAGUAUCUUCUGUUGAUAAAGUCAUAUUUGUUGGAUCGCCUGGUGUUGGUAAGAUGAUAAUGAACAAUGCUGCUAACACUCUUACACCAGUGACACUGGAGCUUGGUGGGAAAGAUGCAUUUAUUGUUUGUGAAGACGUAGAUCUGGACCAUGUUGCACAAAUUGCUGUCAGGGCUGUACUUCAGUCAAGUGGACAGAACUGUGCUGGGGCAGAGCGAUUUUAUGUCCAUAGGGAAAUAUAUUCUUCUUUUGUUAGCUUAGUUACCAAAAUUGUGAAGUCUGUUACAGCUGGCCCACCACUUGUUGGAAAGUAUGAUAUGGGAGCUUUAUGCAUGCAUGAGCAUUCUGAAAAGCUUGAAGGCCUUGUAAAUGAUGCUUUAGACAAAGGAGCUGAAAUUGUUGCCCGUGGGAGUUUUGGACAUAUUGGUGAAGAUGCAGUUGAUCAAUAUUUCCCCCCUACUGUGAUUGUGAAUGUGAACCACACAAUGAGAUUGAUGCAAGAAGAGGCAUUUGGACCAAUCAUGCCGAUAAUGAAAUUCAGCUCUGAUGAGGAGGUUGUCAGGCUUGCAAAUGAGUCAAAAUAUGGGCUCGGCUGUGCUGUUUUCUCAGGCAAUCAGAGUCGUGCCAGAGAGAUAGCUUCACAGAUACAUGCUGGGGUAGCUGCGGUUAAUGAUUUUGCAUCAACAUACAUGUGUCAGUCCCUACCAUUUGGGGGUGUGAAACAUAGUGGAUUUGGACGAUUUGGUGGUGUAGAAGGUUUGCGAGCUUGCUGUCUUGUUAAAGCAGUUGCUGAAGAUCGAUGGUGGCCAUUUGUCAAAACCAAGAUACCUAAGCCUAUUCAGUAUCCUGUUGCAGAGAAUGGAUUCGAAUUUCAGGAGUCACUUGUUGAAGCGCUUUAUGGUAUUGGCAUAUGGGACCGCUUGCGAGCAUUAGUAAACGUUUUAAAAAUGCUUACUGAGCAGCAUCCUGGUGGCGGCGGCAAGAGAAGAAAUGACUGAUUGUCAGGUCAGGUAACAUGCUAAAUGGCUAAUAUUGUCAUACUCAAACCCUGCUGCUAGGAAGCUGUAAGGGAAGAAAUGAAUAAUUGGCGGCAAGUCAAGAGAACACGCUAAAUGGUUAAUAUUGUCAAGUUGGGUGGGGGGUCUCACUUUUGGUUGACGUAUUUAUAUCUAACUACAAUGCUCUUUUUUUUUGUACAUGUGUCCUGUGCCAUCAUUUUUGUUGAGCUUUGGUAUCACUUUAAUAUAAUUUUUAAAUGCUCUCCCCCCACCACACACACCCAAAAUCAAACGUUGCUAUCUUUAUCUGUUCUUGUCAAAGAAAACUCUCAGAAGUUAUCAUUGUUUUGUCUUUCUUUUCAAAUGUAAGGGGAUUUAAACUCAAACUAGUUGACGAUUAUUUGGAUUGCAGGAGAUGGGAUAUUUUUGUGA
Molecule: messenger RNA, 2620 nt
Organism: Glycine soja
Lineage: Eukaryota; Viridiplantae; Streptophyta; Magnoliopsida; Fabales; Fabaceae
Product: aldehyde dehydrogenase 22A1-like
Exons: 15
Coding region: 398-2188 (596 amino acids)
Molecular function (GO): aldehyde dehydrogenase (NAD+) activity
Source: RefSeq, a predicted model, not a curated record